Messenger RNA from Penicillium malachiteum, 831 nucleotides. RefSeq lists its product as uncharacterized. The record is from RefSeq and is a predicted model, not a curated record. The transcript is spliced from 2 exons. NCBI's taxonomy places the organism in Eukaryota, Fungi, Ascomycota, Eurotiomycetes, Eurotiales, Aspergillaceae. Bases 1 to 831 code for a protein of 276 amino acids.
AUGGGUAUUCUCAACAAGGUCGAAGAAGCCCUGUCGGGAAAUCACAACUCCAGCAGCACUACCAAGACCACUACCACUACCACCACCACCAGCGCCAACAACGGCCCACACAACUCCGCCCUAGCCAACAAGCUGGAUCCUCGUGUUGAUAGUACUCAAGCCAGCUCAACCCAUGCCCAUCCCCCAGGUGGCACGAUCGGCCCUCACGACUCCAACAUGGCCAACAAGCUCGAUCCUCGCGUGAAUGCGAACGCAGGAAGCCGUGUACCUGCGCAGAACAUCACACACAGCACCGGCCCAGCUUCGACAACCGCAGGUCCCCACCAUUCCAACAUGGGCAACAACGCUGAUCCUUUCAUCGACUCAGACCUUGACAACAGCGUUCGCCCAGGUGGCCAUGCUCAUGGUACAGAUGUCCACAGAGAGCCCGCUUCAGGUGGAUUUGGAUCAAGCAAGUGGAACCAUGGGCCAGCUCCAAACACUGCAGGACCUCACAAGUCCGACAUGGUGAAUAAGCUUGACCCUCGCGUUGAUUCCGACUUGGACAGUCACGGUGUCCAUGGAGGAAACUCCUUGAGUACUGGUCCUGCUUCAACAACUGCUGGUCCACACAGUUCAAACCUAGCCAACAAGGCCGACCCUCGCAUCGACUCUGAUAUGGAUAAUCGAGCUCAUCAUCAGGCUAUUGCAGGAAGCAGCUACGGCAAUCCUACAGUCGACCAUACCCCCGGUAUGACCUCUCAUAACCCGACUCACAAGGUUGCGGAUCCUCGUGUGGAUGCUGUCCCUGAGAAUCGAGUGUCUGGUACUGGUAACCAGCGCUUUUUCUAA